AUGAGCUAUCAGCGCUUUGAGUGGUCUGGGGAUAGACUGGCCCACGUUGAUAGUUUUCGGGACGGUCCUCUGCUGCCACCCAAGGACGCCUUCUCGUUUGACCUAAAAGAAGCCCUCGAGCUUCCACCAUCUAUUCCAAGCUCCCCUUCUGCUUCUACUCUCUCUGUUACAGCAGUGAACAGAUCCUUUGAAGGUGGACCGCCAUCGGUCAUCAACAGGCAUCCACACUUUCUUCAACAACACCAACAACAGCAGCAGCAGCAACACUUCCAACAGCUACACGACCAACGGCAGUUGCAAGCAUCUCCUGCGCACCUACAGCGCUUCACCUCUCACAGGGGAUUCAACAUGGCGUCCACACACAAGGCCCAGGCGCAAUGCCUUCAACUCUGUUCCGAGGUCGCUAGUGCAUGCGAUAGGAUUGCGGAAAAGAUGUCCGAGUACGCAGGGUUGGUGAAGCACUUCCCACACGGAUUCGGCCCCUUGGCCCGUGACGUGCUCGACACUUGUCAGGUUCUCUUCUACAUCGAGGCGGGCCUUGGCGAGGCCUCUCGCAACGACCAAUCCCUCCCCCUUGAUAUGAUUACCGUACUAGAGAAGAAAUUUCGAUCGGCACAGAUUACCUUCCGUUCUCUUGACCAUGUUAUAGCCAAGUUGCUCGAACAUGAAACCAAAGGCGCCAUGGGUCGUAUGCGCCGCGGCUUCGGUAAGAUGUUUGGAGACCACAGCCUCGAGCGAAUGAACGCAGCUGUAAACAAAACGCGAGAUGAAAUGAAGGUUGGCGCUCUCAUGUUCCAAUUCAAGCUUGGUGCUGAAAAGAUGGAGAGCGAGCUUGGCAUCGGAUACAUUGGUCUUGCCUCUGCUCUGGACGGAACUGAGUUUCGACGCCAACGUGCCGAAUCAUUGGCGUCUGAGGAGAAAAGCUCGGCAUACCGCGGCACAACCAGGGUUCCGUCCCAACACCGAAGUGUCGAUGAUAACCACGUUGCUAUGAUCACAGAGUCUCCGCUGCCUCUUCUGCCACCCAUCCCCAAGGCGGAGCUGUCGCCUCACUAUGGUCACGACUCCUCCCAUGGAGACAGCAAUGGCUUCACCUCGGUAUCAGAUUACGGCCAUCUUAGCCCUGGAGUAAAGAGAUACACCUCGAGCUCCGCCGCAAGCUCUUACGAUGGACAUCAGUCGAGACGAGCAACGGGCCAAGAUAAACUCAGCGCGUUUGAGGAGGAAAUUGAAAACAGCACAGCGUUGAAUGAGCUUGUAGAGGAUGUCAAGUCUCGCGAGCUAGACAGCUCCAAAGUACUCAAGCUAGACAGCGAGCCAUUUGGCAUGCCUCGCCGAAAGCCUCGCACCAAUGCCGACGCGGAUAGACCAAAUGUCAAGCAGGUUUUGGUGUCUGCGGUUCGUGCGAGGGACCACAAGCUUCUUUUACAGCUUCUGGAUCGGGGUGUUUCUCCCGACACUGGCAUCGAAGCUCACGCUCUCAACGAGGCCAUCUUCUCCCAUGAUGCCGAGAGCAUUCGCAUGUUGCUUCUGUACGGCGUGGACCCCAAUGCCACCGACAAGCAUGGUGUAAGCCCACUUGUUGCAGCGGCAGAGAAGUCAUAUCUGGACGCUGCCAUUGCGCUUGUCAAGUACGGCGCAGAUCCCAACAUGUCUGUCGGUCCUGAAAAGGACUCACCGGUUUCGAUUGCCGCUGUCGCCAACAAUGUCAGCUUUACACAUCUGCUUCUGAUGUACGGCGGAAAAGCAAAACAGUCCUUGUCAAACGGCGACACUCUUCUCAUUGGAUCCAUCAAUAAGAAGACUCCCAAGACAUUGAUCGACCUGCUUCUCAACUACGGGGCUGACGCCAACGAGAAGAGCAGAGAAGGUAAAAGCCCCCUUUUCCAAGCAAUUACCAGUGGUAGAGCCGACAUCGUAACCUCCCUCAUCGAGCACGGCGCCAACCCCAACAACCCUGGGCCCAAGCACAUGCUCUGGCCAGCCAUCCAUGAGCCGGCCUGCUUGCAGGUGCUCCUCGCCAACAAGGCAGACUACAGGAAAGCCCCUGGUCUCAUGGAGCUCGCCACGAGUAUCAACAACCUGGAUGUCAUCAGGAUCCUCCUCAAGGCGGGCGUCGACCCCAACGCCAAAAAGGACGGGGUCUACACUCCCCUGUGUACAGCGAUCCGCGACAACCGCAAAGACAUCUUUGACCUCCUCCUUCGAAGCGGUGCUGAUCCCAACGUCCCCGCCAGUGAAUACCCAUGUUUCAAGUGCGUCACUCACCACCGAGAGCAGUUCCUACCUGCUCUCGUCGCCGCCGGCGGCAACCUAAACUCCCCCAAGGGCAUUCUCGAGACGGCCGUGACAUCCAAGAACGGCCCGGCCCUGAAAUGGCUCCUCGACCAGGGCGUCGACCCCAACGAGAAGACGCCCAAGGGCCACACAGCGCUCACCAGCGCCAUCCGCGACAACCACAUCGGCUUCGUGGACACGCUCCUCGCGCGCGGCGCAAACCCCAACGUCCGAGGCGAAGACUGGCCCGUGUGCAUGGCCGUCCACAACCCAGACCUGCUAUCCCGCGUGCUGGCCGUGCUGGCCGAACCCCGCGCCUUCAGGGGCGUCCUCGAGCGCGCCGUCUGCGCCAACCAGCUCGAGUCGGUCAAGCUCCUCCUCGCCGCGGGCGUGUCCGUCGAGGACAAGAACGUCGGCGUCUUCUCGCCCCUGACAUCCUCCAUCCGCGAGCUCCACAAGGACAUCUUCGUCUUCCUCAUCAACGAGGGCGGCGCCGACGUCAACGCCCCCGGCGAGCACCUGCCCAUCGUAAAGGCCCUCCGCCGCUGCGCCACCGAGGCCCCCGAGGUCAUCGACAUGCUGCUCGAAAAGGGCGCCGACCCCAACAAGAUGUACAGAGGCUGGAACGGCAUCAUGCAGGCCCUGGAGAACGGGGACGCAGACAUGCUCAAGAAGCUGGCGCAGAAGUCGGGCGUCGACCUCGACGUCAAGGACGAGAUGGGCAGAACCGUCACCGAGAUUGCCAUCUCGAGGCGGUGGGAGGAGGGUGUCGACAUUCUGCUCGCACACGCCAAGUAG
This is a messenger RNA of Metarhizium acridum CQMa 102, 3075 nucleotides long. RefSeq lists its product as uncharacterized. Lineage: Eukaryota; Fungi; Ascomycota; Sordariomycetes; Hypocreales; Clavicipitaceae. Gene Ontology annotation, cellular component: ciliary inversin compartment. Gene Ontology annotation, molecular function: protein binding. The record is from RefSeq and is a predicted model, not a curated record. Gene Ontology annotation, biological process: protein localization to ciliary inversin compartment.